AUGAAGCUGAUAUUUUUAAUACCAUUACUCGCAUUAGUGAAUGGAGAAAAUGUAGCCGUUUGUAAAGCAUCAACUGAUUGUGCUUCUUGCUCCGAGUCCUACAUUCACGUUUUUGGAUUCAAAGAAAACUGCAGAUGGUGCGUUGAAUCACAGACUUGUGGAGGACCCCUUUCUUGUCCUUUUGGGAAACCAGUUGUGCAACGAGAAUCUUUUAGAUGCCCAGUAAAGUUUCCAACAACAAAGGGUAAACGGUACACGGACCGUUUGGGAAGAUCCCUUUUUGCGGUGGCUCUCUCCGUUCGAGAUGCGAAUGCAACUGAGUGUCUGUUGAAUAGUCGACCGGAUAUUAAUCAUGUCAAAACCUACGAAGUUGAAUGCGACCAAUCACAUAAUAUGUGCUCCGGAUUGCUCGCUGUUUCCGAAGAGGCCAAAGCUAUUUAUGUGGCAUACAAGGGGCAUUCUCUUGAUAAACAGUUAUUCACCGAAUUUGUACAUUCACUGGUAGCCCAACUUGGUGCUUGGGAGAAAUUUGAAAAUGGUACAGGAGUGAUUACCUAUUUUCAUCAAGCUUGGAAUCGACUUUUUAUUGAUGGUGGAAUGAAAAAGGAUUUAAUGGAAAUGAAGAAGAAGUUUCCAAAUUACCGAAUAUGGCUUACAGGACAUUCACUUGGAGGAUCACUUGCUUCAAUGACAGCUCUUCAUCUUGUCGUCAAUAAACUUGUCGAGCCUUCUAGGGUUCGUUUGGUGACUUUCGGUGAACCAAGAACAGGAAACGUCGCUUUUGCAAAGGCGAUUGAAAACAACAUUGAGUUCAGAUAUCGAAUCGUCAAGAGAAAUGACUUUGUGACAAACAUUCCUGGGUCAUUGGACCCGAAUGGUUUGAUGGUUACGAAUGCAGUUUUUGAUCGGCAACCUCUUUUCUAUCGAUUUCUUGUUCAUUAUGAUAACAAUAUGGAGAAAAAUGAUGGCUAUAAAAUUUGUGAAAUGUCCGAUGAUCAUGGUUGUCGCAAUCUCGCUCUUGCCGCAGAUUUCAAUGAUCACAUAACCUACUUUGGAAUUAAGCAUGAUGAAUUUCUUGCUCAAAGAUGCAAAAAAGAUCUUUUAAUC
Messenger RNA from Mesorhabditis belari, 1107 nucleotides. The record is from the annotation of a GenBank genome assembly. Lineage: Eukaryota; Metazoa; Nematoda; Chromadorea; Rhabditida; Rhabditidae.